AUGAAAAUAGUGAACCAAGCUAAUGUGAUUAAGUUCAUCAAAGAAGAUAUAAUUCAUAGAUUUGGCAUACCAGAAUCUAUUACUGCCGAUCGCGGGACAGUAUUCACUGGUGAAGCAGUUGAAACAUUCGCCAAGGAGUAUGGGAUCAAGCUCACUCAUUCAACCCCAUAUUUUGCUCAGAUAUCAAAGAGAUCUAGUAUUGGAACUACACCUUUCACACUAACAUAUGAGCACGAUGUUGUUCUACCCAUGGAAGUAACUGUGAGAUCUCUACGGAUUGCCCAGCAACACAACCUUACUCCGGCCGAAUACAGUCAAGCCAUGAUGCAAGAGAUAGAAGAAUUGGACAAAGUGAGAUUGGCUGCACUAGAUCAUCUCCAAGUACAGAAGAAGGCUGUGGCAAGGGCAAAUAACAAGAGAGUGCGAUUCAGGGACUUCAGCGAAAGGGACUUAGUGUGGAAUGCAAUCCUACCAAUCGGUUCCAAAGAUUCGAAAUAUGGCAAAUGGUCUCCUACCUAG
Ziziphus jujuba (common jujube) is the source of this 519-nucleotide messenger RNA. RefSeq lists its product as uncharacterized. The record is from RefSeq and is a predicted model, not a curated record. Gene Ontology annotation, biological process: DNA integration. NCBI's taxonomy places the organism in Eukaryota, Viridiplantae, Streptophyta, Magnoliopsida, Rosales, Rhamnaceae. The transcript is spliced from 2 exons. Bases 1 to 519 code for a protein of 172 amino acids. Gene Ontology annotation, molecular function: nucleic acid binding.